Prunus mume (Japanese apricot) is the source of this 1328-nucleotide messenger RNA. RefSeq names its product gibberellin 3-beta-dioxygenase 1-like. Lineage: Eukaryota; Viridiplantae; Streptophyta; Magnoliopsida; Rosales; Rosaceae. The record is from RefSeq and is a predicted model, not a curated record.
UCUCUCUCUCUCUCUCAACAUUUGCUCUAACAAUGGCUCCAACUGCAACAGCCCCUGAUGCUCACAACCCCAAAACUUUCGAUGUUAUUCUGGGAAAGGUACCAGAUGACUUCAAGUCAUUGCAUGAGAUACCAGAAGAGUAUGCAUGGACAAACCUCAAUGAACAUCCAUCUUUGGACUCAGAUUCUGUGCCCAUCAUUGAUCUAAAUGACCCAAAUGCCUCCCAACUCAUAAGCCAUGCAUGCAGGACUUGGGGUGUGUUCCAACUCAUAAAUCAUGGCGUCCCCAACAAUGUGGUUGAAGACAUGGAAUCUGUUGCUCAAAGCCUCUUCUCUCUACCAGCCGAACAAAAGCUCAAAGUAGCCCGAGGACCCGGUGGCAUUUCUGGUUACGGCCUCCACCUCGUAUCUGCCUUUUUGGAUAAGAAACUUUGGUCUGAGUGCUUCACUAUUCUUGGUUCACCACUUGAACAUUAUGCCAAACUUUGGCCCCAAGGGUACACCAAAAUCUGUUCUAUUACCGAAGAAUAUGAUAAAGAAUUGGGAAGGCUUUCCUCUAGGCUGAUGUGGAUAAUGCUUGCCUCAUUAGGUAUAUCCAAGGAAGAUGUCAAAUGGUCUGGCCCCAAAGGUGAUAACCACGAGGCACAUGUCCUCCAGUUGAAUUCUUACCCUGCUUGUCCUGAUCCGGAUCGGGUCAUGGGUCUUGUUCCCCAUACUGAUUCAACCCUUGUCACCAUUGUCCACCAAAGUAAGAUCUGUGGCUUGCAAGUUUUCCAAGAGGGCACCGGUUGGUUUACGGUUCCACCGGUUCCCGGCGCUAUGGUAGUCAACGUCGGUGACCUCAUGCACAUAUUAUCUAACGGGUCGUAUGUGAGUGUCCUCCAUCGGGUACUGGUGAACCAAACUCAGCAACGUCUAUCAGUUGUUUAUACUUAUGGACCACCAGACAAUGUCCCAAUCUCACCCAUACCAAAACUACUGAGCGCAAGCCACCCUGCCCUCUACCCACCCGUCACCAACUGGAGUGAGUACAUUGACACCAAGACAAAGCUCAAGGGCAAGGCACUUGCAUCACUCCGGCUUUAUGAGCCUCUUACAAAUUGAUCGUGUUGUUUCGUAGGUCUGAACGAUCAGACAGUAAGAGUAGAAGUAAUUACCAUAUCAAAUAAAAUCUUCCGUUGUCAAAAUGUCACGUGCGUUUUGCUUACAUGUGAAGUUUGUAUUGGCCGCUAGUGCCCAAGGACCUUGUUAUGAACGAUAUAGUGGGAAAAUUGUCCAAUUUGAAAUAUUUCAGUAAUUGGAGGAAAAAAACCAGCAUCUUUGCCCCAA